Messenger RNA from Fomitopsis serialis, 783 nucleotides. RefSeq lists its product as uncharacterized. The record is from RefSeq and is a predicted model, not a curated record. The coding region runs from base 1 to 783 and encodes 260 amino acids. NCBI's taxonomy places the organism in Eukaryota, Fungi, Basidiomycota, Agaricomycetes, Polyporales, Fomitopsidaceae. The transcript is spliced from 5 exons.
AUGUUCGAACCGAAGAAACCUGUAGACUUCGAGAUCAUCAACACACCUGCUCCUGCGAUCGAACUGGAGAUAGAUACCCCGGACAACAUGCGACCGCACUUCGUGGUUUUGCGACAUCGAUACCUCCCCCGCACACCUUGCGUUGCAAACUACGCCAACGCUGCCGCGCAGCGGAUGGGCCAAAUUCGCGGCUCAACUGGCUUUCAGUACACUCUCCUCGGGGCCUCGUUUAAGGAGCCUUCGAACGGCCCCAGUGGCAAGUCUGCGGUUUGCCCUCCAGUCUCACAAGAUGGCCCUGCGCUUCACGAGAAACGAGCUAUGACACCAAGUGGUACAACAGGCAACGAAGGCGACGCUCAUGCUCGCGAAGGCACUCCGUCCCCUGAUGACUCGCUACCGACACCUGCGCUGCCCCGCGGAUCCGUUCUUCCCCCCGGAGUUCAGUAUUUUGAACGCAGCAUGUACAGGCGUACCGAAAAAGUGUGCUGGUACCAGUCCUCCGGCGCGAAGCUGAUCGAGGCGCCCCCGGACAAGCUGGCAGCCCAAGAAGGGAGUAUCUACAUCCAUGACCGUGGCGACAAGGAAGAUCAGCAGAUAUGGCUGUGGACCGACGGCAAUUGGGUCGCCGCAUCGCCCAAUUGUGCCCACCCGUCCCUCAGCGAUUACAGAUUAAGAUUCACGGCCAACGGUGAGCCGCGGUGGGUCACAGCAAAGACGAUUACGACGUACCAAGGUCGUCAGAAGAAGCGCCUGCGGGAGCAGCCCGUGAUCGACCCGCCCUGA